AUGCACGCCUCCGCUGCCGUCCUCGCUUUCGUCGCUGUUGCGGCUGCUGCCCAGACCCCUGUGGCCCCCGUUGCUACUCCCAUCGCUACUCCCGGUGCCCCUACCAACGGUACUAAGCCCGGUCACGGCUCUGGUUCCGGCUCCGGCUCCGGCUCCCAGACCCCCUCCGGCGCCGCUGCCCUUGGCCUCAGCGGUCUUGCUGGUGCCCUCGCCAUUGCCCUUGCUCUGUAA
Messenger RNA from Fusarium pseudograminearum CS3096, 231 nucleotides. RefSeq lists its product as uncharacterized. The record is from RefSeq and is a predicted model, not a curated record. The transcript has 2 exons. The coding region runs from base 1 to 231 and encodes 76 amino acids. NCBI's taxonomy places the organism in Eukaryota, Fungi, Ascomycota, Sordariomycetes, Hypocreales, Nectriaceae.